UUUCCCAAAACCCAUUUCCCAUUUCACCGGUACAUUCACUCUGCUCAAGCUCAAGCACAAGCUGUUGAUUCCGAGGAUUCCGAGCAGGAGGAAGACGAAGCCGUUCGCGAUUUCCUGUCCCGGUUCGUGUGGAUCAUGCGACAGAAGCUCUCCGAAUUGUACCCGGGAUCCGAUAAGGCAACCGUCGACGGCAUGCUGUUGAUUAUUGUGGAAAGAGUUGUGGCGGAGAUGGAGAAAGGCGGCAUUGGGCAGAUGCUCGGUUCGUCGCAAUACACGGAUGAUUUUAGUGAGGAUUUGUGGAGGACGGUGUGGGAGGUGAGCAAUAUGGUGUUGGAGGACAUGAGGAUGGAGCGAAAAAAGGAGAAAAUGAAGGGUUUUUUACAGGAAGAGGAGGUGAAGGAGAUGUGCAGAUUUGCCGGUGAAGUCGGAAUUCGAGGGGAUAUGCUUAGGGAGCUGAGGUUCAAGUGGGCACAAGAGAAGAUGGAGGAAACUAAGUUUUAUCUUUGCUUGGAGCGGCUUCGAGAGGGGGACAAGAAGGCGGAGGAAGCAGGGGAGGAAGUAGAAGGAAUGCAAGGUGAAGCCACAAGGGAAGAGGUGAAGUCUAAGGUUGUUUCACUUCCGAAGAGGCGGGGGAAGAUCAAGUACAAUAUAUAUGGUCUUGAUCUGUCUGACCCCAAGUGGGUAGAAGUGGCUGAUAGAAUCCAUGAGGCUGAAGAAAUUACUUGGCCUCAGGAACCGAAAUCCAUAUCCGGGAAAUGCAAAUUGGUCGAACCCAGUGCACAAGGCUCCCGCUUUACGCAGGGUCUGGGAGAGGUGAAUGUCGGCUAGCUUUAACCCCAUUUAUGGAGAGGCUGCUCCCAAGUCUCGAACCCGAGACCUACCGCUCAUGGGAAAUGCAAAUUGGUAACUGCGAAAAUUAUUCAAACGAAUGUGGCGGAUGACCAGUCUCCGUUUUUGGCUGAAUGGAUAGAGCUGCUUCAACCUAGUAGGAUUGAUUGGCUCAAUUUGAUGGAUAGAUUGAAAGAGCAGAACACUGGCUUAUACUUCAAGGUCGCAGAACUUGUACCUGAUGAGAAAUCCUUCUAGACAAACAUUCGUGACUAUUCAAUUCUUAUUGAUGCCCAUGCAAAAGAGAACCGUCUAGAAGAUGCUGAGAGAAUUUUGAAGAAGAUGAAUGAAAAUGGUAUCGUGCCUGAUAUUUUAACUACCAUUAGUUUGGUUCACAUGUACAGCAAGGUAGGCAAUCUCGAUGGUGCAAAACAAGCAUUUGAAAGCUUAAGGAGCUAGGGCUUCAAACCAGAUGUCAAUGUCUAAAUUUGGAGAGUUAUUGAUGAGAGAGAUGGAAGCAAAAGACAUCAAACCCACAAAAGAAAUCUUCAUGGCAUUGCUUCGGUCAUUUGCACAAAGGGUUAUAUUGGUGGAGUGCGACGAAUUGCCAAUAUUAUGCAGUUUGCAGGGUUCUAGCCGACAUUGAAGUCUUAUACACUGCUUGUAGAGGCAUAUGGGAAAGCUGGCAACCUUGAUCAGGCAAGGAGCAACUUCGAUUACAUGAUGAAAGUUGGGCACAUGCCUGAUGACAGAUGCACUGCAAGCAUGCUUGCAGCUUAUGAAAAAAAGAAUUUACUGGAUAAAGCGUUGAAUCUGUUAACACAGCUUGAAAAGGAUGGAUUUAAGCCUGGAGUUGCCACUUACUCUGUUCUUAUAGAUUGGUUGGGUAAAUUGCAGCUAGUUGGUGAGGUUGAACAACUAUUGGGAAAGAUUGCCGAGCAAGGUGAGGCUCAUCCACUAAAAGUUCAUAUUGGCCUUUUUGAUAUGUACGCUAAGGCUGGAGUCGAGAAAAAGGCACUCCAAGCAUUGGGAGUAUUGGAGGCUAAGAAGGAUCAAUUAGGUUCAGAGGAGUUUGAGAGGAUCAUAAACGGGCUUAUAGCUGGUGGGUUUGUGCAGGAUGCUCAUAGGGUACGCAGUCUGAUGGAGGCUCAGGGUUUUGCUCUGUCAGAGCCACUUAAGAUGGCCCUAAUGGCAUCUCAAGCUUUUGGGCGCAAAAGGCCCUCAAUGAGAAGAUAGUUUGAGGGCCAUUUUCAGGUGCUUCACAAUCUUUUGGCUGCAAGACCACUGUUAAGAUGUUUUGUAGUUUAGGAAUUCAUAGCUUUUUGGCCGCACAUAGUCAGAUAAAAGGUUCUAUUCAUUGCAUUAUCAUUAUGAUAUUUACCUUGUUUCCAAUGCUCACAUGGACAGAAUGCAAGUCAGGUGUUGGAGCCAGAAUUGGUAAUAAAUUGUUUGAACGCACUAAAUGACUAGGCUGAUUUAGUUUUGCAAUCUUUCGUUUUAGC
Messenger RNA from Malus domestica (apple), 2330 nucleotides. The record is from RefSeq and is a predicted model, not a curated record. NCBI's taxonomy places the organism in Eukaryota, Viridiplantae, Streptophyta, Magnoliopsida, Rosales, Rosaceae.